CCGGAUGUGGAAGUAGUUUUUUCUCCGGGUGUAAAAUAGGAAAUUUCUCUGUGACUUCCCCCGGAAAACCAACAAGUUAAUAUCAAACGGUUUCCUGUCGGUGUGCGUGUCCGGGAGUCGGUGCCGCUGCUCCCGGGCUGUACCGGAGCGGCGGGCACCGCCAGCCCGCUGGGGACGUGGCACAUGGCGGAUUCUUUCUGUCCGCGAAGGCGCGUAAAAUGGCUCCUCGUCCCGCUCCGGGCUCCACACUCACUGCGCUGGGUAGCCGACGGCUUCCAUUGUCGGACACGCCGUACAGCUAACUCCGUUAGCUUUGCUCACUUUCCGACUGGAUGAACCAGAUGUCGUUGGUGGACCUCGGAAAGCGUCUGCUGGAGGCGGCUCGUAAAGGGCAGGACGAUGAGGUCAGAAACCUGAUGGCCAACGGAGCGCCGUUCACCACCGACUGGUUAGGGACGUCCCCCCUCCACCUGGCCGCUCAGCACGGUCAUUACUCCACUGCCGACGUCCUGCUCAGGGCCGGCGUCAGCAGGGACGCCCGCACCAAGGUGGACCGGACGCCGCUGCACAUGGCCGCCGCAGAGGGACACACCAUCAUCGUGGAGCUGCUGGUCCGAAGCGGCGCAGACAUCAACGCCAAAGACAUGCUGAAGAUGACGGCGCUGCACUGGGCGGCGCAGCACGGGCACCACGGCGUGGCCGAGACGCUCAUCAAGCACGGAGCCGACGUGCACUCGCUCAGCAAGUUCGACAAGACGCCGUUCGACAUCGCUGUCGACAUCCAGAACACCGACCUGAUGCUGCAGCUGCAGGAGGGCAUGCAGAACCAGGUGAACAUGAACCAGGUGAGUAUGAAUGUGGAGACGAGCUCCACCACCAACCAACAGCAGUUCAUCAUCCAGGGGAUACCUUCCUUACAGGGGGGCGUGGUCAACCUGGCAGAGCUGCUCAACAAGGCCAAUGCAGGUAUGACAUCACUCACACUCAUACGCACACGCACAGACACACACACACUCACACCCGGACGUGAUGUUGCUGUUUCAGGAGAUUCAGAGGAGGCGAUGGCGGCCAGCGCUCUGGACUCGAACAUCCAACACGCCACGGUGGUCAACGAGGGCGGUCAGAGGGUCAUCACCAUCGUCACGGACCAGCAUGGCAACCUGCAGACCACUGGAGGGAUGUCUCAGCCCUUCUUCGUGACCAUGCAGCACGGACAACAGAUGCUGGCGGUGCCGGCCAACGCAGUGACGGAGGAGGUGGUGACGGAGGAGCCGCACCCCCCACCCAGCCGGAAGAGGAAGCUGGAGGUAACCAACAACCACAACGACAGCGGAGAGACGGAGUUAUUGCAGAGGCAGCUGCUGGAGGCCAACAGGAAGGCGCAGGAAUACCGACAGCAGCUGAUGCAUAAAGAGCAGGAGGCCGAGGAGUACCGCAUCAAACUGGAGGCCAUGUCCCAGAGUCAGGCCAACCGGAUCGGUGUCAACACCGUCACCCUGACCGCUGACGGCGCCGCCAACGCUGCGGCCAGCCCGGAGGAGGUGGUGGGAGGAGAUGAAGACGAAGAGGAGGGAGCUGCCAGCAUGGUGGAGGAGGAGGGCGAGAUGGUUGUGCUGCCGGAUGGAGGCAUCAUCAUGGAGGGGGAGGAGGGUCAGGUGACGCUUGUGGAGGCAGGGGGUGAAACAACGGAGGUCAGCUCCUAACAGAGAAGGUCGGGGGGGAGGGAGUGAUGCCAACAAAGAGACGCAUCAUAAGAGCAGAGGGUCAGUUUGACUCACAAGUUUGAUUCCCAUUGAACAGAGUGAUGGAGGAGCUGAGUCGGAUGAUUUUAACUGUGCGCCAUUUUGAAUCCCCAGCAGAAAAGACAAAAUGGUUUCUUAACAAACAGUCGUAGGAGGAAGGUGGAGCCAGAACUCCUUCCAUCGGGUUUCAGUCGUGCAGCAUUUUGAUGAUGUUCUCGGUUGAAGAAGCAAAACAGCUUCUGUUAGAAAACAGAACAAUAAACAGAAAACGGACAACAUGAGCAGAAUGGUGGAAUUUAGUUGUGCACCAUUUAGAUUCCCCCGAAAAUUGAUUCAAAGGAAUGAUGAACAAAAUGGCUGCUACAGAAAGUGACAGGAUUUCAGUCGUGCACCACUUUGACUUGUCCUUCAGAGAGGGAGACAAAAUGUCUUCCCCAAAGAACUCCCACAGCAGGAAAAAGAUACACUUCAAAAAACCAUCAUCACCACGAGAAGGACCUCAGACCGGCGCCAUUUUGAAUCCUUGAAAUAUUUGAUACGAACACGAGAGGAGAAAAAUAUGGCUUCAACCAGAAGAAGAGGAAAGUGAAAACCAAAACCUGAUGUCCAGUUGGCCCCAUGUUCCCAGUAACUGUGAGCGAAUACUUUUCACAAGAGAGGAAAGAUGCUGAAUGGCUGCAGAAGAAGCUGGAAUAAAGAAACCAGUGAUCGUGUUCAGGAGGAGCUGGGAACCCAAGUCGGACGUGGACACGCCCCCUCUGUUGGAUCAACUCCCAGUCGGACUCGGAGUUACUGUGUGAGGACUAAACCUGGUUUGUGUAAAAUAGUUCUCAGAAGGUUUGAGUUUGUUUUAAACGUUGUUUUGGUCACGGAUGGCUCCUCCCACUGGAGCCAUUUGUGUCCCUUCUUAUUUCCGUCAUAUUCAGUUUUACUGGUGACACAAACCAUCCCAGCUGUUCGUCUGACGCCUUUAACCUGGGACCAGUUGCUCCUUUUUAAAACCCAGUUACUCGAACUUUCCAUCGGUUUCACCAUCUUGCUUCCUCAGAAGAAAACAAGGCGACAGCAGAAGACUUUCGUUUGGACUAAACAACUUCCUGUUUGUUUCCCAUGUUCUGCUAUUUUUAUACUUUGUCUCUGGACGUUUUCGGAUGUGACUUCAUGUGUAAAACAAACGCAACCAACUUGUACGAUUUCCUGUUGCUACGGCUCGUGUUCUUUUUCAGUCACUCGUUGACUUUAGUUGGAAAAUAGAAAAAAUCCCGAAAGUGAAGCAGAUUCUUCAUGAAACCUUCAAUUAUUCAGUCAUUGUGAUUUUUUUCUUUCUCGUCCGGCUCCUUUGCAUCAUGAUGCCGUCGCUACUCGGUUGUUUUCACGUGGCUGCCACUCGCCUACCGACCCCCGACGCCAUUAUUAAUGAAUUGGUCAAAUGUUCCCGUCAGCAGUUCUUACAGAUGAACGUCUUCACGAGUCAAAACCUUCAUAGAAAAUCCAAAAGAAAAACUGAAAGUUCAAAUGUUCGUGAGACGUUCAUCGUUAUCGUGUGAAAAGCAACUCAGGUCCUGAUAGAUUGUUUCAGCUGUGUUCGGCUCAAUGCAUCACUUUUUAAUGACCAUCUUUUCAGUGGAUAUUGUUCAUUAUAACCACUUGUGUUUCUGUGACUUUCAUAAAACAGGAUCAUAUCGACGGGUUGAAUCUCUCGUCUGUUCUCUGAGCGACUUCCUUCAGUUCUCAUGAAGAUGAUCAGUCAUCACAGGAAACACGAGUCGUCUUCAGACUCAAACGUCUUUUCUCAAAAAGUUGCUGGAAAUAUUCUGAGUUAAUGUGUUUAUCAUCUUAAUUAAAAACUUUGAGUCUUAAUAACAAUAGUCUAAACUCGGAUGAAACCAAAUAUACAGUUAAUUUUGGAAACUUGAGCUUUUAAUGAAAAAUAUUCAUAUUUUGGUAUAACUAUUAUGACUAAAGAAAAUUGAUCACAAAAAUAUUUUCUGUGGAUGACUAAAAGGAUAAUCAACUAAAGAGUCUUGCCAAAAUGCCUUAAACAGAUGAUAUCAUUUGUUUUAAACAUAAAAAUAUUCUGUUUACUUUCCAACAAGGCAAAGAGAUCUGGAGCGUUUCGUACUUUCACCUUAAAAUGUCCCUAAAAUACAGAUGAGAAGUCCCACGGUCCCACGUGAAGACGACUUCAUUGGUCCGAGCUCUGACGUGAAUAAGCUUCUGAGUGGAUCUGAGGAAAUAUUAAUUAAAACGUGACCAUGUACCAACUAACACGACUCCGCUGUACGUCCACAAAUUGGAAUUUUCUCUGAAUCAUCAUAAAAACAUGCGUGUGAACCGACGAGUGGACAUAAUGUGGAGUGUCUGAAGUCUCGGUUGUUCUGUUCUCCCUGGCUCCCUCCCCCUGUAAUCAAUCAGUACUGGAUGCCUCCCUGUCAGCUGAUCUCCUGUUGGUGCGUCCUCGUCCUCCCAUCACUGAUUCAUUUGAGUUGUUUUUAGAAGCUCAACCUUUUUCUAUGUACAUAAAAAGUUGUAUUUUUUUAACUGUACCUGAAUGAUGAUGGAUGACGGCUGCCUGCCCAGGUUAAAGUACUCAGAAAUAUAAAUACUUGUUUUUUGAAUAACA
Platichthys flesus (European flounder) is the source of this 4365-nucleotide messenger RNA. RefSeq names its product GA binding protein transcription factor subunit beta 2a (gene gabpb2a). Gene Ontology annotation, biological process: positive regulation of transcription by RNA polymerase II. The coding region runs from base 333 to 1703 and encodes 456 amino acids. The record is from RefSeq and is a predicted model, not a curated record. The transcript is spliced from 7 exons. Gene Ontology annotation, molecular function: transcription cis-regulatory region binding; protein binding. NCBI's taxonomy places the organism in Eukaryota, Metazoa, Chordata, Actinopteri, Pleuronectiformes, Pleuronectidae. Gene Ontology annotation, cellular component: nucleus.